GGUCUGCUUAACGUGGUGGCUCGCCAAUGCAUUAGCAGUUUGGUCUGGUCUGCUUAGUUCAUUGACUGUAUAUGAACCAGAACAUUUAGGGAGUGGGAUGUCUUGCUUUCUAUUCCGUCUCUGUUUCCGGUGACAACAAUCAGAAAUAAGGUAGCUAGAAUGUAAUGUGAAGGUGUUGACCUAACCAGAGACACUCUUGUUAACAAGAUGAAGAACAAAUCUGUGAAAAAGCAACACAAAAUCAAGAGGUCUAAACACCAUCGAGACCCCAUCAAAACAGAGUGUGAAACACAGUCAGAUGAUGUUAACUGCAAAAGAGAAGAACCAGACAUUAGCCAAGCUCCCUCUCCCAACACUAAAGAGGUUACUUCCAACUCCAUCCAAAUUAAAGAGGAACCAGCAGACUUUGAAGUACAGAGUCAUUGCUUGGAUUCUAGAGCACUCCACAAGGAUUCUGGAACCGUCAUAACCAAGACUGAAACAGAUUCCGUUUACAUUAGCCAAGGAACAGUAGAGAUAAAAGCGGAGUAUGAUUCUGAUUCUGAAAUACACAAGGUGGUGGUUAAGAGAGAAACUCAAGUGUGUUUCAUGAAGGAGGAGAAUGUGGGUGAAGAARACACAGAUGAGGACCCCGAAGACGGGAGGGAUACUGACAGCAACAAAGUCUCUUCUCCUCAGUUCUUUCCUUGCUCAUACUGCACCAUCUCCUUCACCAACCAUUCCUUCCUGGAGAAGCACAUCAAGUGGAACCACCAGAAGGAGUAUCUGGCCAUGUUGAGAAACAGUUUUUCAAAGAGCAGUGGAACAGAGACGGUCCCAACACACAGCUGCCUCCACUGUAGCCUCAUGUUCCAAACCCCACGGCUGCUUAGCAUCCACACCCGCCAGAUCCACCCUUCAGCCACUCCCCGGAAACCUGCUCGUCCCCACAGGGUUUCGGUGAAACUCUACACCUGCCCACAGUGUGCCCGCAGAUUCAGAUACCUGGGCAGUCUGCAAAACCACUGUGAGCUUUCACACAAAAUGGCUGUUGUCAGCACCAAUGGACACCUCAGUUGUGCCGAUUGUGGGAAGAGCUUCAAGAAUUGUUGGGGACUGGGACCUCACCWGUGUCACRAACCAGAGGGCACWGAACCUCAGGACAUUAAGCCUGUGGUCUGUCUKGAWGUCGGCUUCCAUUGCUCAGAGUGUGGCAAGAUCCUCUGUAGUCCUCAGAGCCUGAACAUUCACAUGCGAAUUCACACCGGAGAGAAGCCUUAUGCCUGCAAGGAGUGUGGCAAAAGAUUUGCUGAGAGCGGCAGUUUACGCAAACACCUGCUGAUACACUCUGGAGUCAAGGCAUUCAAAUGCCAGGAAUGCGGGAAGGAUUUUGCCCGUAUGAAGGGUCUCAGGAGUCAYAUGACCACUCAUUCUGGCAAAAAGCAGUACUCCUGCUCCCACUGUGACCGGCAGUUUGGAUACAAGUCUAGUCUGACCAUUCACCUACGCUCUCACACRGGGGAGAAACCCUUUCACUGCACAGAGUGUGGUAAAGACUUCUCUAUCAAGAGAAACCUGAGGCUUCACCUAAAGAUCCACAACAAUGAGAAAGGCCACCAGUGUGGGGAGUGCGGCCUGAAGGUGAUAGACAUUGGGGCGUUGAAGACACACAUGCGCUCACACACCGGYGAGAGGCCUUACCACUGCACAGUGUGCAGCAAGCAGUUCAUUCGACUGGAACACCUGAAGAACCACCAACGCACUCACACAGGUGAGAGACCAUACGUCUGUUCUGAGUGCAGCAAGAGCUUUGCUCAAUCUGGAGAUCUCACAAAACACAUACGCACCCACACUGGAGAGAAGCCGUAUGAAUGUUCUGUCUGCCACGGCUGCUAUACCUCUUCAGGGGAUCUGGGAAAACACAUGAGGAUCCACAAUGGCUCACGGCCCUUUCCCUGCCAGGAGUGUGACAAGAGCUUCCGCUUGGUCGGCCACCUUAAAACUCACAUGAGGACCCACACUGGUGAGAGACCGUACUCCUGCCCCCGCUGCCUCCGGACAUUCGCUCGCACCCACCACCUCUCUGUUCACCUGGCUCAGUGUCGCUGAUUGAUGAUAAUGAUUUGCCUGGUUGUGUUGCGCCUUUCUCAAAUUCAUUGCUUUAUGGGGGUAACUCACCCUUUCCACUACUCCCAAUUUGUAGCCCUUACCUGGGGGGGCAGCCAUAUUUCACUAGAACACUGAGGUGGGUGGAGGUGGGGCAUUUGGCUGACUAUUACAGCGGACAAACAAGAUGAUGUAGGAAGCGUCAAUUCGAAGGUGUAAGAGCUCCAGACAUUGACACUCCACUAGAUACUAGAGGUCGACCGAUUAUGAUUUUUCAACGCCGAUACCGAUUAUUGGAGGACAAAAAAAGCCGAUACAGAU
Messenger RNA from Salvelinus sp. IW2-2015, 2406 nucleotides. RefSeq names its product oocyte zinc finger protein XlCOF6. Gene Ontology annotation, cellular component: nucleoplasm. The record is from RefSeq and is a predicted model, not a curated record. NCBI's taxonomy places the organism in Eukaryota, Metazoa, Chordata, Actinopteri, Salmoniformes, Salmonidae. Gene Ontology annotation, molecular function: DNA-binding transcription repressor activity, RNA polymerase II-specific; RNA polymerase II cis-regulatory region sequence-specific DNA binding. Gene Ontology annotation, biological process: regulation of transcription by RNA polymerase II.